Camelina sativa (false flax) is the source of this 1105-nucleotide messenger RNA. Lineage: Eukaryota; Viridiplantae; Streptophyta; Magnoliopsida; Brassicales; Brassicaceae. The record is from RefSeq and is a predicted model, not a curated record.
GCUAAGACUCGCUCUUUUCAAAGCCUCGCCUCUUCACCACAGAGAAAACUUCGUCUCCUCUCUUUGCUUCGCCGCUCUCAUCUCCGUGAGAAAAAGGCGGAGUUUCUCUCUCUCUUUCCAGAUAUUUUGCUCAUCCAUCGAUUCUCUUUAAGAGUUCAAAAUGGUUGAUCAAGUUCAGCACCCCACUAUUGCGCAGAAAUCUGCUUACCAGAGGCCUUCUAUGUACCAGAGGCAUGCAACCUAUGGAAACUACUCCAACGCUGCAUUCCAGUUUCCUCCCACAUCCAGGAUGUUGGCCACAGCUGCAUCUCCAGUCUUUGUCCAGGCUCCAGGAGAGAAAGGGUUCACUAACUUUGCUCUUGACUUUUUGAUGGGAGGUGUUUCUGCUGCCGUCUCAAAGACUGCUGCUGCUCCCAUUGAGCGUGUUAAGCUUUUGAUCCAGAACCAGGAUGAGAUGAUUAAAGCUGGCAGGCUCUCUGAACCAUACAAGGGUAUUGGUGACUGUUUCGGCAGGACUGUGAAGGAUGAAGGGUUUGGUUCUCUAUGGAGAGGAAACACCGCCAAUGUCAUCCGUUACUUCCCCACCCAGGCCCUGAACUUUGCCUUCAAGGAUUACUUCAAAAGACUUUUCAACUUUAAGAAGGACAGAGAUGGUUACUGGAAGUGGUUUGCCGGUAACUUGGCAUCUGGAGGAGCAGCUGGUGCCUCUUCCCUUCUGUUCGUGUAUUCCCUUGACUACGCCCGUACCCGUCUUGCCAAUGAUGCCAAGGCUGCAAAGAAAGGAGGUGGUGGUAGACAGUUUGAUGGUCUUGUCGAUGUUUACAGGAAGACUCUCAAGUCUGAUGGUAUUGCUGGUCUUUACCGUGGAUUCAACAUCUCUUGUGUUGGUAUCAUUGUCUACCGUGGUCUGUACUUUGGACUUUAUGACUCUGUGAAGCCUGUUCUCCUCACUGGUGACUUGUCGGAUAGUUUCUUUGCUAGUUUCGCUCUUGGAUGGGUCAUCACUNCAUUCAAUUUCGCCGUAACAGUUGUCUUGUUAUCUGUAUUGCCCAUUUCUAUAUGGACUCAACUUUUUGCCUUUGGCCCAUUAGAAAUUGUUUUCUAG